Felis catus (domestic cat) is the source of this 1906-nucleotide messenger RNA. It is a transcript of the gene TMEM158, whose product is annotated as transmembrane protein 158. Bases 339 to 1250 code for a protein of 303 amino acids. Gene Ontology annotation, molecular function: peptide binding. NCBI's taxonomy places the organism in Eukaryota, Metazoa, Chordata, Mammalia, Carnivora, Felidae. The transcript has a single exon. The record is from RefSeq and is a predicted model, not a curated record.
CGGGAGGCGGAGCCGAGCCGGGGAAUCCUGCUCCGGGCGAGCGCCGGGCCCUGCAGAGCAGCCCGGCCGUCCGAGGGCCCCCGCGUCGGGGGCGGCGGGGAACCCCAGACGCAGCCGGGCCGGGGAGGGAUCCCCGUGCCGAGCGAGCCGCCGCCGCCGCCGCCGCCGCCGCCUCCGCCGCCUCCUCCGCGCCGCCCCCGCGGGCUGCCGGGUGCCGGGCGCGCCCCCACUCCGCCCGGCCGCCAGCUCCCGCGGUCCCGCCGUCCGCUCGCCGGCCAGUCGUCCGUGCGCCAUGCAGCCGCCGCCCGCCCCGCGCGCGUAGGCGCCCGCCGCAGGCCAUGCUGCUCCCGCUCGCCGCGCUGCUGGCCGCCGCCUGCCCGCUGCCGCCCGCCCGCGGCGGGGCCGCGGACGCGCCGGGCCUCGGUGGGGCGCCCCCCAACGCCUCCGUCAACGCGUCGUCCGCGGGCGAGCCCGCCGCCCCGCGGCUGCUGGCCUCCGCGGCGCCCGGGCCCCCCGAGCGCCCGGGCCCGGAGGAGGCGGCGGCGGCGGCGCCGUGCAACAUCAGCGUGCAGCGGCAGAUGCUGAGCUCGCUGCUCGUGCGCUGGGGCCGCCCGCGGGGCUUCCAGUGCGACCUGCUGCUCUUCUCCACCAACGCGCACGGCCGCGCCUUCUUCGCCGCCGCCUUCCACCGCGUCGGGCCGCCGCUGCUCAUCGAGCACCUGGGGCUGGCGGCCGGCGGCGCGCAGCAGGACCUGCGCCUGUGCGUGGGCUGCGGCUGGGUGCGCGGCCGCCGCCCCGGCCGCCUCCGGCCCGCCGCCGCCGCCGCCGCCGCCGCCGCCGCCGGGGCGCCCACCGCGCUGCCCGCCUACCCCGCGGCCGAGCCCCCCGGGCCGCUGUGGCUGCAGGGCGAGCCGCUGCACUUCUGCUGCCUGGACUUCAGCCUGGAGGAGCUGCAGGGCGAGCCGGGCUGGCGGCUGAACCGCAAGCCCAUCGAGUCCACGCUGGUGGCCUGCUUCAUGACCCUGGUCAUCGUCGUGUGGAGCGUGGCCGCCCUCAUCUGGCCGGUGCCCAUCAUCGCCGGCUUCCUGCCCAACGGCAUGGAGCAGCGCCGGACCACCGCCAGCGCCGCCGCCGCCGCCGCCGCCGCCCCCGCCGCCGUGCCCGCUGGGACCACCGCCGCCGCCGCGGCCGCGGCCGCCGCCGCCGCCGCCGCCGCCGCGGCCGUCACCUCGGGGGCGGCGGCCAAGUGACCCGCCCCGCUCCUCCCCGCGCCCGCCCUGUGUCCGCGCUCUCGGGUGCCUUUCCCGCCGGGAGGCUCGGCCGGUGUGCUUCGUGCUGUCGUGACCGUUAGUUCUUCUUCCGGGGAGGGGGCCGCCGGAGGGGGCCCAGCGGGGUGGCCCAGCGGGACGCGGGCGGCGCUUCUGGUUCCGAGGGGGCAGCUGCAAGGUGGGAGCCGCGCAGCUCGGCAGACGGCAGACGGAGGAGGGAAAUGGGGCCCUUUCCCCUCGGUUGCAUCCCCCUGCCCUCCCUCCCCGCACCCACGUGCCCUAUAUUCAUGGCAGAAAAUGACCAAAUCCUGUGUAUUUGUUUUAUAUAUUUAAUAACUGUUUUAAAUGAAAGUUUUAGUAAAAAAACAAAACAAAACAAAAUCAAAUUGCUAUUGCUGUAGGAAGAGAAGCUCUUUGUAUCCAAACCUAGUAUUUGAAGUUUCUUGUUUUUUUUUAAUUUAUUUAAAGGUGGGGGAGGGGGGAGGCAUGGGAAGGAUUUCACACCCACAUAUUGUUACCGCUGAGAAUGAACUUUAUGAACCUUUUCCAAGUCGAUCUAUCCAGUGACGUGGCCUGGUGGGCGUUUCUUGUACUUCUGUGGUUUUUUUUUUGGCUUUUAAUACAGACAUUUUCCUCCA